AGAAGCGCGUCGAAUGCUCCCUGCACAUCCAUCGUGACCAUAGUGACGCGUUUGCCUACUGCCAGAGCCUGUUCUACGUCGUGCGUGAAUGCCGCUACAAUGUCCAUAGCUGAUCGCUUUGGAACCGCUCCUACGUGCUGUGGGCUGAUGAUAUCGUGCGUCAUUGCUGUUGUAGCGAUUCUUCUUGCCACUAGGCGUUCCAGCCCCUUGCCAAUGCAUGAGAGUAGGGCUAUCGGCCGCAUUGACCGUGCUGACGUCCGGUCUUUCUUUCCGGCUUUUGGUAUCAUUGUUACUUCUGCUACCCGCCAGCAGCCUGGGUAG
This is a messenger RNA of Bipolaris maydis ATCC 48331, 321 nucleotides long. NCBI's taxonomy places the organism in Eukaryota, Fungi, Ascomycota, Dothideomycetes, Pleosporales, Pleosporaceae. The record is from RefSeq and is a predicted model, not a curated record.